Molecule: messenger RNA, 1869 nt
Organism: Salpingoeca rosetta
Lineage: Eukaryota; Choanoflagellata; Craspedida; Salpingoecidae
Exons: 4
Coding region: 331-1800 (489 amino acids)
Source: RefSeq, a predicted model, not a curated record
CGCUAAUUUUCGCCUGCGCCUGUGUUUUGGUUUGCUCUGUCCUCCUCCACACACACACACACACACACAGCCAAAGCAAACAACAACAGCGAAGCAGGUUUCGGCCUCAGGCCCACCACAUCCAAGAGCGAGACGGUCGGUCCGGUUGGAUUUGUCCUCGGGUUGGUUCUCCACCAUCGCCAUUCAUACCCAUCACCUUUUCUCAUUGCCAUUCCUUCAACCAGUCACCACCGCUACCACCACUACCACCAACAAACCAAAGCGCCCGCGUAUAUUGCGCGCAAAUACGCCAUCAGCACACAUCCUCCCCAUCACGACCACAACGCAACCAUGAGUGAAGGAGACGCAAGCACGCCGCCAACGACGCCAAAGCAGAAAGGCUCUGGCAUGUUCGGCUGGCUGUUUCGGAAACGCAGCAGCCGCUCGUCGCUGGGCGGCGAUGCCGAAGAGCCCUCCAUCGGAGAUGGUGCACAAAAGCAGCAGAAGGAGCCCGCCGAGGACACCAGCAGCACUGACGGCGACAAGGGACCCCAGUCAGACAACGACGCAUUCGCGCGCGAGGACGACAGCGCACAGGAGAUGGCUGUGAACGGAAAGACGGCAAGUGAUGAAGCAGCAAAGCCAGAUGCCAACACCACAGACAGCGAGCCAAAGCACAAGGAUGUGGAAGAACUCAACACCUCGUCAACAACAGACAACCAAGAAACCAACGGGGCAGAGGCGGCCAAGAGCCCCACCACCUCCACCUCCACGUCCUCGCCGCCCGCCACCCCGUCAACGCCAUCCACACCAGCACCGCUACCGGAGAAGGAGACGCCAAAGACGACCCCAAAACCUGCGCCAAAACCGAAACCAAAGCCAGAGGUCAAGGCCAAGCCCCUAGGAGGGUCGACACCGGGCUCAAGCAGCAAACCGCGUCCCAUCGUCCAGCCGAAGCCAUCUCCAUCGUCGUCGGCAGCAACGCCGCCACCCGUGGCUCAGAAGCCGCGCGGGCGUGUUGGCACCAUCGCUGCUGCGCUCGCGGCGCGGCCACCACCCGGACUGUUUCAGCAGCGAACACGAUCGGCAACGACAUCUAUGCCCAAACCGGCGCAGCGCCGCGUGAAGAGCGAAUCGUUUAUCUUCCGCCCAGAGUCUGGCGCCGUGGAGGAGUCUUUUGACAUUGGCCGCACAACCAUGCUCAACAACACAGCAGCCAAGGAGCGUGUGCGCCUGUCGUCCCACAGCCAGCGGCCGCGCCGUCGCCCAACGCGCACAGGUCGCAGCGGCACCCGCAGCCAGCCCUCGUCCAAGUCGGGCUCUUUUGUCAUCAAGGACGUACGCUCGGCGUCAACUGCGCGCCUGCAGGACGCCCUGCGCGGGUUUGCUGGCGACAGCAGCACGCGGCAGGCGUCAUCGGCAGCCAUAUCUGUUGCCUCGGUGCCGCUUGACGAGGCGGAGGAGGUGGAGGCAGCGCGCGAGCUGCAGGUGGUGCCGGAGGGAGAGGGCGAAGACACGACGGUGAAGGUGGAGGUGAAGGCUGAGGUGAAGGCUGAUGGCGAGCCCGAGGGCAUCGAUGCUGACGGGACGAAGGAGCCGCAAACGUCGGAUGAGGAGGAGAACAAGAAGAAGGUGGGGGAGAAGGGUGAAGUGGACGAGGAAGCUAAGCACAAUGAUGCGGAAGAGGCGGAGGAUGGGCAAGAGGCAGAAGAGGCAGAAACAGAGGUACAUCAGGAAGAUGAGGAAGAAGAAAAGGAGGGUGGUGACAUUGAGAUUGUUUCUGGGUUUGCGGAUUUGCAGACGGAAGAAGCAGACGCCUAAGCCGAGUUGUCACGACGUGUGUGUGUGUGUGUGUGUGUGUGUGUGUGUGUGUGUGUGUGUGUGUGUGCG